AUGGAGCCAGGUGGAUACUAUACUUUCUCCUAUGAUGUAUUGAGAAGCACAUCCAAUCAGACUUAUACACAAAAUAGCACUUUGGAUGACUAUCAGAAUGUCUCCUGGUCAGAAGAUGCCCUGUACUUUUUCCCUGUCCCAGUACUAACUGGAAUAACUGUUACUUGUAUUCUGCUCUUUAUUAUAGGAGUAUUUGGAAACAUUAUGACAAUGUUAGUAGUGUCUCAAUAUAAAGAUAUGAGGACAACAACUAACCUAUAUUUAUCUAGUAUGGCAUUUUCAGAUCUUCUUAUAUUCCUUUGUAUGCCACUUGAUCUCUAUAGACUCUGGCAGUACAGACCCUGGAAUUUCGGGAGCCUCCUCUGCAAACUUUUCCAGUUUAUCAGUGAAAGUUGCACUUAUGCUACAAUCCUGAACAUCACAGCUCUAAGCGUGGAGAGAUAUUUUGCAAUCUGUUUCCCUUUGAAAGCCAAAGUAGUCAUCACAAAGGGCAGAGUGAAGAUGGUCAUCUUAGUUCUUUGGGUAGUGUCUUUUGUAAGCGCUGGUCCAAUCUUUGUCUUGGUUGGAGUUGAACAUGAGAAUGGAACAGAUCCCUAUGAUACCAAUGAGUGCAAAGCUACAGAAUAUGCUAUAAAGUCCGGUCUCCUCACAAUAAUGGUGUGGACCUCCAGUGUGUUCUUCUUCCUGCCUGUUUUCUGCUUGACUAUUUUGUAUAGUUUAAUUGGAAGAAAACUAUGGAGAAGGAAAAGAGAGUCCAUAGGACCAAAUACAUCUAUCAGAGAUAAGAAUAACAAACAGACUGUGAAAAUGCUAGUGGUGGUGGUAUUUGCCUUCAUUCUUUGCUGGCUGCCUUUUCAUGUUGCUCGUUAUUUAUUUUCCAAGUCCUUUGAAGCUGGAUCCUGGGAAAUAGCUCUGAUUAGCCAGUAUUGUAACUUAGUCUCUUUUGUGCUUUUCUACUUAAGUGCAGCUAUCAAUCCAAUUCUCUACAACAUUAUGUCGAACAAAUACCGCGUGGCGGCCUGCAGACUUUUCAGACUAAAGCAGGUUUCACGUAAAGCACCUUACACAACAAAUGAUGAAAGUUCCCCUGCAUGGACAGAAUCUAAUGUGAGCACGUGAAGCAACGCGACCAAGGGACAAGCUUAUUGAAGCCAUAAUGCAAAACGCUAUUGAAACCAACAGCUAUGUGUUUAGCCUUUACAGACCCAGAUUUAUCUCAGGAUUUUGUGUUGAAAAUAAAUAUACAAGAAUGGGGAAGAUAUAUUUGCACAAUGGAACAAGGACUUUUUUAUCAACUUAAUUUUUCUCAUCGCUAUGAAUGUAAUUGGUUAACCAUAAAGCCUGCUCAGUCCAGUAUUAACAGCAAAGAAAUGAAACAUUACAAUGUUAUUAAAAAGGGUCAUGGAAGUGAAAAAGUAACUUAUGUGAUUCAGAUAGAUAAACCUCCUGAUUUUUGCCA
Messenger RNA from Bombina bombina (fire-bellied toad), 1459 nucleotides. It is a transcript of the gene GHSR, whose product is annotated as growth hormone secretagogue receptor. The coding region runs from base 1 to 1119 and encodes 372 amino acids. Gene Ontology annotation, molecular function: growth hormone secretagogue receptor activity. The transcript is spliced from 2 exons. Gene Ontology annotation, biological process: hormone-mediated signaling pathway; G protein-coupled receptor signaling pathway. Gene Ontology annotation, cellular component: plasma membrane. Lineage: Eukaryota; Metazoa; Chordata; Amphibia; Anura; Bombinatoridae. The record is from RefSeq and is a predicted model, not a curated record.